Messenger RNA from Xiphias gladius (swordfish), 1263 nucleotides. RefSeq names its product RNA binding motif protein 48 (gene rbm48). Gene Ontology annotation, cellular component: nucleoplasm. The coding region runs from base 61 to 1149 and encodes 362 amino acids. The record is from RefSeq and is a predicted model, not a curated record. Lineage: Eukaryota; Metazoa; Chordata; Actinopteri; Istiophoriformes; Xiphiidae. The transcript has 5 exons. Gene Ontology annotation, molecular function: nucleic acid binding.
UAGGAGAGAGAAUGAGCUCUUAUUUUGAAGUGUGCCAACCGGAAAAUUAUUUCCAGAAACAUGGCGGCACCUGUCGGUAGCACUUCAGGCUGUUGGGGCGCUCCAGAGGUUUAUAAACACCAUGAACAGCGAAAAGUAUGCAUUUCUAGACCAAAGUACAGGGAGGGAAGGAAAGCGAAAGCGGUUAAGGUGUACACCAUCAAUUUAGAGUCCCGUUACCUGAUGGUCCAAGGAGUCCCAGCAAUUGGAGUGAUGACAGAGCUGAUCCAGCUGUGUGCCCUGUAUGGAGCUGUGGAGGAGUACAGGCCCUUGGAUGAGUACCCUGCUGAGGACUUCACGGAGGUCUACCUCGUCAAGUUCCAGAAACUCACAAGUGCCAGAGCAGCCAAACGACACAUGGAUGAAAAGAGUUUCUAUGGUGGUGUGCUGCACGUGUGCUAUGUCCCAGAAUAUGAGACUGUGGAAGACACCAGGCUAAAACUGCAGGACCGGAGGAGAUACGUAAUAAGGGCUGCUCAGAAUAAAGCAAGAGAAAAGGAACAGAAGGAGGCAGUAAAUGAGGAGCCCAGAACAUCAUACACAGCCACCACAUCAGAGAAGAUCAUCUCCAGACUUGAUCAAAUGGAUAAAAUUGAUGAUAGUGGGGAGACCUCAAACAUCAGCCAUUAUUCAAGCUUUCCUUUACUGCCAUUACCUCCCCAGGAACAUCAUUACUAUGGAGAUAAAAAUCCACAUGGGACAGUACCAACAGAAGACAAAAUGGGAACAUUACAUAAUGCCAUAAUCGAAACAAAACAGCAGCCAGGGCAGAGUUUAAGCUUAAGUCAAACUUCCUCAGACAGAGACAGAGGCACAGAACGCAGACUGACUCCAAGUCAGGCCUCUGCAGUCAGAUUUGUCCCGAGGACCACACACUUGGAGAACAGGAAACGCAAAAGGGAGGAGGCUGCAGAGCUUUCACUGACUGAUGUUUCUGGUAAAAAUGAGCCUUUGAUUGGACCAAAGCUACCUGAACCACCUAAACUAAACAUGGAGGAUGAAUCAUUGAACACAACUGUCAGCCUAAUCAGGAGCACUAUGAAAAAGGUGGGAUCAGUUCCCGAUGUCAAACCAGUGGAGAAAAAGAUUAAACCACGUCGUCGGAUUUGAUCACAGCAGCUCAAUUUCUCGUUGCAACUUAUUUUUAUUUACACAUUUUGCAUCACAAUGCAAACAUAAAGCUAUAUAAAGCUUUCUAUUAAAGAGGGCGCAGUUGAAAAUUCA